AUGCCGGCCACUUCUACAGCCACCACCGCGCUGGCCCUGGGACGGCCAUCAUCAGGACGGCCACACGACCAUGAAGACGGACGACGAAGCAGUAUACCAUCGCUAGACGCACAAGGAGGAGAUGAAGAAGAAGCGCGGAAGGACAAGAGCAAUGACAACAGGCCGGCGUCAUGGAGCUCGCUACCCAAGCGGAACCAGCUCAUCAUCCUCACGAUAGCCAGGCUGUCCGAGCCGCUGGCGCAGACCUCGCUGCAGGCGUAUAUGUUCUAUCAGCUCAAGUCGUUUGAUCCCUCGUUGCCGGACUCGACCAUAUCUGCACAGACAGGCAUCUUGCAAGCAGCCUUCACGGGUGCUCAGUUCGUCACGGCUGUGAUCUGGGGCAGACUGGCAGACGCCGAGUCCAUCGGCAGGAAGAGAGUGCUACUUAUUGGCCUGCUGGGAGCUGGAAUCUCGACACUGGGUUUUGGAUUCUCCAAGUCCUUCGCGAUGGCGGCGUUUUUCCGGACCCUGGGCGGUGCGUUGAACAGUAACGCAGGCGUGAUGAGGACCAUGAUAUCGGAAAUCGUGGUUGAGAAGAAAUACCAGUCGAGGGCCUUUCUGCUGCUGCCGAUGUGCUUCAAUGUCGGUGUCAUUAUAGGCCCCAUCAUGGGCGGACUCCUGGCUGAUCCCAUAAGCAACUAUCAGUCCAUCUUUGGACCCGGGUCAUGGCUUGGAGGAGCGGACGGAGUGUCGUGGAUGGUCAAAUGGCCAUUUGCUCUGCCAAAUCUGGUGACGGCUGGUUUUAUCCUCUGCUCCGCAAUUGCUAUAUCCCUCGGUCUUGAAGAGACACAUGAAGUAGCCCGGUCACGGAAGGAUUUGGGUCUACGUAUCGGAAAAGCCAUAUCAAGGUACCUGGGCUUCUCGGGGUAUAGUGACUACCAGGCCCUCGAUGGCCUGGCAGACCCGGAUACGCCAGACUUCUUCGACAUGGGACCAAACGGACGGCCCGUCUCAGCUCAGAGGCUCCUGAACAAUGAAAAUGCUCUCCCCAGACGGCGCAAACGCCUGCCCUUCCGCCAGAUAUGGACCCGCAACGUCCUACUCACGCUGGCCACUCAUAUCUUCCUCAACUUCCACACCAGUGCAUUCACGGCACUUUGCUUCGUCUUCCUGCCUACGCCACGCGCCCCAGGAAGCCAAAGCAGCUUUUUCCAGUUUGGCGGUGGACUCGGUAUGUCCAGCUCCAAAGUCGGUCUGGCCACGGCCAUCAUAGGCCUUAUUGGCCUGCCAAUUCAGAUAUUCAUCUACCCGCGAAUCCAGUGGCGACUAGGCACUUUGCGAUCCUUCAGGAUCUUUCUCCCCUUUUCUCCCCUUGCGUACCUCCUAGCACCCUUCCUGGUACUACUUCCCGACCAUCCAUAUAUAGUCUGGCCUGCCCUCUCAGCCGUAAUAUUCCUUCAAGUGGUGUCCAGAACUUUCUCUCUACCGGCUACAGUGAUACUAGUGAAUAACUCCGUGCCAGACAGGAGCGUGCUAGGUACGCUGCAUGGAGUUGCACAGAGCGCCUCCAGUGCCUCAAGGACGUUAGGCCCCCUGAUUGCUGGCUGGGGUCUGGGUUUAGGGCUGAAACAUAACAUCGUCGGAGCUAUCUGGUGGGCUCUUGCCAUCGAGGCGUUCUUGGGAUGGCUAGUUACAUGGACCAUAUUCGAGGGAGCCGGCAUUGAGAAGCCCUCAUAG
Trichophyton rubrum CBS 118892 is the source of this 1716-nucleotide messenger RNA. RefSeq lists its product as uncharacterized. The transcript has 3 exons. Gene Ontology annotation, molecular function: transmembrane transporter activity. The coding region runs from base 1 to 1716 and encodes 571 amino acids. Lineage: Eukaryota; Fungi; Ascomycota; Eurotiomycetes; Onygenales; Arthrodermataceae. Gene Ontology annotation, biological process: transmembrane transport. The record is from RefSeq and is a predicted model, not a curated record.